Molecule: messenger RNA, 1493 nt
Organism: Thlaspi arvense
Lineage: Eukaryota; Viridiplantae; Streptophyta; Magnoliopsida; Brassicales; Brassicaceae
Source: the annotation of a GenBank genome assembly
AAUUUCUCUCUCAACGUGAAAAAAUACUAUAAAUAAAAAGUCUCCCUCUCUGAGUUUUACAUCUUGGUUUCAUUUACGAAUUUUCUUUCUUCCCAUUUUUCAGCAUACAUAAAUGACGUCAUCCAUGUUUAGAUCUCCUUGCAAGAUUCCGUCGAUGAAAGGGCUUGAGCAGAAGAGCUACGUCGGCCUUAAAGCAGCGACGUAUAAUGUGAGAAUCAAUCCUUUCCGAAGCAUAGAAGUUGCUUGUCAACUACAAAGAUUCGACUCCGCCAUGAUAUGGCCGGUACAUGCUCAUGAGGCACUUCUAGUGCCGAGUAAACCAGCAGCGCCUACAAUUACAACUAAACCAGCCAUGCCUCCAAUGCCGAGUAAAUUAGCUAAGCCAUUGAUUGAUCAGCCUCUUCAGCUAAACCAACGUCCACGUCGUAAUCGCAAGUCCCCUACUCAUAGGGCUGCCUUUCAAGAAAGUAAUGUCUCUCCUGAAAAUUUCAUAUAUCCACUCUUCAUUCAUCAAGGUGAGGUAGACAUUCCCAUAAAAACGAUGCCCGGGUGUUACAUGCUUGGCUGGAGACACGGCCUCAUCGAAGAAGUUGCAAAGGCACGAGAUGUUGGUGUGAAUAGCAUAAUGUUGUACCCUAAAGUUCCUGUUGCGUUAAUGUCUCCAACAGGGGAAGAGGCGUUCAACGACAACGGUCUAGUGCAACGAACAGUUCGUCUUCUCAAAGACAGAUUCCUUGAUCUCGUUAUCUACGCUGAUGUCAAUUUUGAUGAGUACUCGUUAAGUGGGCAUGGUGGAAUCGUAAGAGAAGAUGGCGUAAUACUGAAUGAUGAAACAAUUCACCAAUUACGCAAACAAGCAGUUUCUCAGGCUCGAGCUGGAACAGAUGUUGUUUGUACCAGUGAAAUGUUAGAUGGGCGUGUAGGCGCGGUUCGUGCAGCUCUAGAUGCUGAGGGCUUUCACCAUGUUUCCAUCAUGUCUUACUCUGUCAAGUAUACAAGUUCAUUAUACGGCCGUUUUCGCAAGGUGGAAUUGGACAAGAAAACUUAUCAGAUAAAUCCAGCAAACUCAAGAGAGGCAUUGAUCGAAGCACGUGAAGACGAAGCUGAAGGAGCCGAUAUCCUAAUGGUGAAACCAGCACUUCCUUCUCUUGAUAUCAUACGUUUAUUGAAGAACCAAACUCUAUUGCCCAUUGGAGCUUGCCAGGUUUCCGGUGAGUACUCCAUGAUAAAAGCUGCGGGACUUAUGAAGAUGAUCGAUGAGGAAAAAGUUAUGAUGGAAUCAUUGAUCUGCCUACGUCGAGCUGGUGCAGAUCUCAUUCUUACCUACUUUGCUUUAGAAGCUGCUACAAUAAUAUGCGGUGAGAAUAGAAAACUUGUAUUCAAUUACUAAUCGUUUGUUUGUUUGCGUCUUGAAUAAAUCUACAACCAUAAUUGUACCCUUAGCAGAACAAUUUGAUAAUCAUGAAAUUCUUAUAAAAUCGAUAACAAACGCA